This is a messenger RNA of Sorghum bicolor (sorghum), 3278 nucleotides long. RefSeq lists its product as uncharacterized. The transcript has 12 exons. Lineage: Eukaryota; Viridiplantae; Streptophyta; Magnoliopsida; Poales; Poaceae. Gene Ontology annotation, biological process: carbohydrate metabolic process. Bases 419 to 3085 code for a protein of 888 amino acids. The record is from RefSeq and is a predicted model, not a curated record.
CAUCCGCACUCCGCAUUCGGCUUGCCGCUCUUGGGGGUCCAAGAAUCCCCUAUAAAUCCGUCCGCUCUCCCCGAUGAGGGGGGGAAAAAAUUACCCGGCACAAGUGUCAGUUGUUCAGUACUUGGUAGUCCGUAGUCGGUCCACUUCAUCUAUCACUAUCAGCUUGCGAGGAGAGGAAAAAAGGUCGUCUUCUCCAAUCUUUGGCUGUCUUGCCAAUGGCUUUCCGGGCAAUCCUUGGCUGACUCGACGGUCGUUUGAUGCGUUGUCGCCAUUUCUUGAUGCUUCUCCUCUUCGCGCCUGUCAUCAGGUAUUAAAGGUCUGGGGGUGUUGGAGGCUUUCGCUAAUGCGGUGGGUGUGCAUCGACUGAGGAGUGGGUGGUGGUACUGGGUACUGAGCGGUUCUUGCAAGAAAGGGGGUCAUGGCGCGAGCGCCGAGCGUGCCGGCAGCGACGGCCGUGGGGAUCGUGGUGCUGCUGACCGCCGCCGCCGCCGCCGCCUUCCGCGGCGCGGAAGGGAAAUCGUGCACGAACGCGUUCCCGGGAUUGACCUCGUCGCACACGGAGCGCGCGGCGGCGCAGCUGCAGCGGGGGCCACCGGCGACGGCGCUCCAGCCCGUCGUUCACCGCCACGGCCACGACCACGACCACGGGCACGAGCAGCACCUCACCCCGACCGACGAGUCCACCUGGAUGUCGCUCAUGCCGCGGCGAGCGCUGCGGCGCGAGGAGGCGUUCGACUGGCUCAUGCUCUACCGCAAGCUCCGGGGAGCCACCGCCGGCGGCGCGCCGCGCCGGCCCGGGGUUGCGGCGGGGACGUUCCUCUCCGAUGCGUCCCUGCACGACGUGCGGCUGGAGCCGGGCAGCCUGUACUGGCGAGCCCAGCAGACCAACCUGGAGUACCUGCUCCUCCUGGACGUCGACCGCCUCGUCUGGAGCUUCCGCAAGCAGGCCGGCCUGACGGCGCCGGGGACUCCCUAUGGCGGGUGGGAGGGCCCUGACGUCGAGCUCCGGGGACACUUUGUUGGGCAUUACCUGAGUGCUACUGCAAAGAUGUGGGCUAGCACACACAAUGAUACUCUGAAUGCAAAAAUGUCAUCGGUCAUCGACGCGCUCUCCGAUUGCCAGAAGAAGAUGGGCACAGGGUACCUGUCGGCCUUCCCGACGGAGUUCUUCGAUAGGGUUGAGGCCAUCAAGCCUGUCUGGGCUCCUUACUACACAAUCCACAAGAUUAUGCAAGGCCUUCUUGAUCAGUACACAGUGGCUGGGAAUUCCAAGGCUCUUGACAUGGUGGUAAACAUGGCUAAUUAUUUCAGUGACCGUGUGAAGAAUGUCAUACAGAAAUAUAGCAUUGAGAGGCACUGGGAAUCUCUCAAUGAGGAGACUGGUGGGAUGAAUGAUGUGCUCUAUCAGCUCUACACGAUAACGAAUGAUCUGAAGCAUUUGACACUAGCUCAUCUCUUCGAUAAGCCAUGCUUUCUUGGGCUGCUUGCAGUUCAGGCUGACAGUAUUUCCGGCUUCCAUUCCAACACACACAUUCCAGUUGUCAUCGGUGCGCAAAUGAGGUAUGAAGUUACUGGAGAUCCUCUUUACAAGCAAAUUGCAUCAUUCUUUAUGGAUACAAUAAAUUCUUCCCAUAGCUAUGCAACUGGUGGCACAUCUGCUGGUGAAUUCUGGACCGAUCCAAAGCAUUUAGCUGGGACUCUGAGUACUGAGAAUGAGGAAUCUUGCACCACCUACAACAUGCUUAAGAUUUCUCGCAACCUAUUCAGAUGGACAAAGGAAAUAGCAUAUGCAGAUUACUACGAAAGGGCAUUGAUAAAUGGUGUUUUGAGCAUUCAAAGGGGGACAGAUCCUGGUGUGAUGAUUUACAUGCUACCACAGGCCCCUGGACACUCUAAGGCUGUGAGUUAUCAUAGUUGGGGAACAAAGUACGAUUCAUUCUGGUGUUGUUAUGGGACAGGUAUAGAAUCCUUUUCAAAACUUGGUGAUUCUAUUUACUUUGAGGAGAAAGAAGAUUUGCCUGCACUCAAUAUCAUUCAGUACAUACCAAGUACAUACGACUGGAAAGCAGCAGGGCUUAUUGUUACUCAGAAAGUCAACACCCUCAGCUCUUCUGACCAGUAUCUUCAAAUUUCACUCUCCAUUUCUGCAAAGACAAAAGGUCAGACUGCCAAAUUGAAUGUUAGAAUUCCAUCAUGGACAUUUGCUGACGGUGCAGGAGCAACUUUAAAUGACAAAGAUUUGGGGUCGAUAUCUCCAGGAUCUUUCCUAUCAAUCACCAAGCAGUGGAACUCAGAUGAUCACUUAGCACUACGCUUUCCCAUCAGGUUGAGGACUGAAGCAAUUAAAGAUGACAGACCGGAGUAUGCAUCUCUUCAAGCAGUCCUGUUUGGACCAUUUGUUCUUGCUGGCCUAUCCACCGGUGACUGGGAUGCAAAAGCUGGCAAUGGCAGUGCAAUUUCAGAUUGGAUCACCGCUGUCCCUCCAGCGCACAACUCACAGCUGGUAACCUUCAGUCAAGUAUCAAAUGGGAAAACAUUUGUCCUCUCAAGCGCAAAUGGGACCCUGACAAUGCAAGAGCGACCUGAAGUUGAUGGCACUGACACUGCCAUCCAUGCAACAUUCAGGGCACAUCCUCAGGACUCAACAGAGCUGCAUGACAUCUACCGAACAAUUGCAAAGGGAGCAUCGAUUCUGAUCGAACCAUUUGACUUGCCAGGAACAGUGAUCACCAAUAACCUCACUCUAUCUGCACAGAAGAGCACAGAUUGCCUCUUCAACCUAGUGCCCGGGCUUGAUGGGAAUCCUAACUCAGUUUCCCUUGAGCUUGGGACCAGACCAGGAUGCUUCCUGGUGACAGGCACGAAUUAUUCUGCGGGGACGAAGAUUCAAGUCAGCUGCAAGAGUUCCCUUGAGAGCAUUGGUGGGAUACUCGAGCAAGCGGCGAGCUUUUCACAAACUGAUCCAUUAAGGCAGUACCACCCAAUCAGCUUCGUUGCUAAGGGGAUGACCAGGAACUUCCUCCUUGAGCCAUUGUACAGUUUGAGGGACGAAUUCUACACGGUUUAUUUCAACAUCGGGGCCUGAGUCCUGAAACUUACACUUGCAGUAGAAAUAAUACAGAAUAAAUAAUGGGCGACCUUUUUCUUCUCAUACACUGUAGCUUAGAACAGCCAAUGAAAGAGUAAAUGAGUUGUUUCAUGUGUAUUCCUCGCAUAUAUUCACUUAUGUGAAAUCACUUAUUAUGCAAUACCAAGCAAUUCAUACCCCGCUUCUUCUA